UUCUUUCAGUCGAAUUAAGUAUUUUGCAAUUAAAAUUCGGAAAGCACUAAGGAGACAGUUUUUCAGCAUGGCACCUGCGAAGCCUGCUGUUAAUUCCGGGCGGAUAAAAAAUUAAUCUUUGAUGCGUUGAAGUUUGAUGGCUGACUGAGAUCGUGUAUCAGGGAACGUUAUGUCCGCAUAGUGUGUUUACGUUACAUCAACAUCAAGCGAUGGCGCAUUUGUAUUCAGGGCGGCAGAUUCCUGCCUCAAGGCCGGCAAAACAGGAAGCUGAAUUCCAGUCUUAUCCAAGAAGUUUCCCGCAAUUCGAUCUGAACAGUCGAGCGGUAAAGUUACCGCCAAUUAUAAAAAAUGAACUUCUUGUUGGUCGAAGUAUCGGACAUCCAUCACCAAUUUCUACAGCAUCAAAUGCAAACGGGCAUACAUCUUUCCCGAAAAUUUCCGAAACCACGAAUGAAACAGUGCCACGGCGGCAGAAAACGAAGAGUCUUCGCGUUACAGUGAAACAUGUAGAGAAAGCACCAACCAAUUAUCCGAAUUCUUACAAAGUUCUUCCACCUAUUGGACAGUCAAAUGUGUGGCGACCAUACAACAAAGUAUCUUCUACCAGGAGUAUCCUAAACGCUCCAAAAUCCAACCAAGACAAAAUAAAUGGUCAAAGGAGAAGCUCGUCACAAAGAAAAUGCUCUGACAACGGACUGUCUCCUUCACCGAAAACUAGAUUCGCUGAAAACCAACGGAUUUAUGCGAGAAAUGACGCUUCAAGACAAGAAGAUGGUAACAGACAGCAAAGAACGUUCGAGAGUCGAAUCGAACGGCCCCCUAUGAAAACGUUUGAUACAGUUCCUGAACAACAAGACGAUCAUUUUAAUCACGAAUUCGGGGAGAAAUUGCCGAGCGUUUCUAACGAGGAUGUCGAAGUUACACCGUGUGAGGGUGUCCAUGAGUUGGAAAAACUAGAAGUGAGCAAAGACGUUGUCGAGUUUCUGGCAAGUAAGCAAAGUGCGCGAAGAGUUGCACUGUGUGUCGAGAUUGAUCCAUCGUUGAAAAAAGCUGUCGAUAUCAUUCGAGAUAAUUUACUACGUCAAACAAUGGAGGAACUGUGCAUGUUAUGGUGAAAAUUUUCUUGAGCCAAUAUAAUUGUAGAUAAAUUAACCAGCGGGAAUUCUGGUGUUGGAUUGACGAGGUUAAAUGGGUGAGUUUUUUUUAGAAAUUAAAAAAUAAAUAAAAUUUAAAAAAACUUAGUUCAGUUUUGCUAUCAAUUGACUUUUAUAAUAACAUUUAGCUUUUUUAUUUGUGUGAAGGAUGAUUCUUGGUCAUUUUCCAUAAAAUGUUUACACAUUUACCUCCGAUUCACUACAUUUCAGCUGUAACAGCAACUCAUGGCAAACAUAAGGUGUAAAACUAAUGAGAUAUAAGUCGAAAAUUUAUGUGAUCUAUGGGUGGGAGAAAACACAUAAUCAGGUUUAAAAAGAUCUGCGCUAUUUGUAAUCACAAGUGAUUUCGUCAGUUGGAGAAGUUCGACACGGUUAAAGUUCAGAAUCGAUUUUAUAAUACAAUAAUGUGUUUGGUAGGUAGUUACUUCUUUAUAAUUUAAGAUAGGUUAACAAGGAUUAAAAAUUUAAAGCA
Molecule: messenger RNA, 1626 nt
Organism: Stylophora pistillata
Lineage: Eukaryota; Metazoa; Cnidaria; Anthozoa; Scleractinia; Pocilloporidae
Source: RefSeq, a predicted model, not a curated record